AUGGCCGCCGGCCUCUCCGCCGAACAGCUCGCGUCGUUCCGCCGCAACGGCUACCUCGUCAUCCGCCAGGCGCUCCGCCCGGCCACCGUGGCCCGCCUGCUCGCCGAGACGCGCUCGCUCCUGUCGUCCGUCCCGCUCGACGACCACCCGCUCACGCGCUUCGCCACCGGCCAGGGCCGCGCGGCCGAGCACGUCGGCGACGAGUACUUCCUCGGCUCGGGCGACAAGGUGCGCUUCUUCUUCGAGGAGGACGCCUUCGACGCCGCGGGCCGGCUGGCGCGCCCCGCCGCCGCGGCCGUCAACAAGAUCGGCCACGGGCUGCACGCCGCCUGCCCGGCCUUCCGGGCGCUGCUGCGCCCCGACGACGACGACGACGACGGCGACGGCGACGGCGAGGCGGGGGCGGAGGUGUCGCCCGCGGCGGUGGCGCGCGCCCUGGGCUACGCCGACCCGCGCUGCCUGCAGAGCAUGGUCAUCUGCAAGCAGCCGGGGAUCGGGGGCGCCGUGCCCGCGCACCAGGACUCGUCGUUUCUGUUCACCGACCCGCCGUCCGCGACGGGCUUCUGGUACGCCCUGGAGGACGCGACCCUCGAGAACGGCUGCCUGAGCGUGCUGCCGGGGAGCCAUGGCUGGGCCCCCGUGCGGAAGAGGCUGGUGCGCAGGGCCGGCGCGCCCGGCACGGAAAUGGUGGAUAAUCCGGGCGCCAGGUUUCCCGGCGGCGGCGACGGGCAGCCGCCGCCGCCGCCGCCGCCGCCCGAGGGGGGGGAGCCCGAGUACGUGCCGGCCGAGGUGGAGGCGGGUGACUUGGUGCUGAUCCACGGCAACCUGCUGCACAAGAGCGAGCGCAACACCAGCGACAAGGGCCGCAUCAUAUACACGUUUCACAUCAUCGAGGCCGAGGGCACCGAGUACGACGAGCGCAACUGGCUGCAGCCGCCGGAAGGAGGCUUCACCAAGCUGUACACUUAG
This is a messenger RNA of Ustilaginoidea virens, 969 nucleotides long. RefSeq lists its product as uncharacterized. The record is from RefSeq and is a predicted model, not a curated record. Lineage: Eukaryota; Fungi; Ascomycota; Sordariomycetes; Hypocreales; Clavicipitaceae. The coding region runs from base 1 to 969 and encodes 322 amino acids. The transcript has a single exon.